CUUUUCUGCUUACAUUUUUUGCACCUUUUAACUUUUCUCUUUUCUUCUCACAUUUCCUCAUCAUUACGAAUUCAAAGCAAGAUUUACAAUAUUCUAUAGUCUGUACAAGCAUCAUACUCACGCACGCACGCACACUCUACUUUUGUAUUCUCGAGACAGCACUAGCACCAGCGCCACCCACCCUUUUUCGCUCUCCCAAAAUCUGAAAGAGAAUUCAGGUGCUUCGAACGAGAAUCAAUUUUUUUAUUGCAUUAAUCUUUUUAAUCUUUUCAGUACAAACUAUCAGUGGCACACUUACUGUUCAGCGAUAUGAAUGCAGGAAACGCAACAGGCGGUCCGCAUAGCUCUUCGGCAAUGGCGGCACAAAACUACAUGUACACGCAGCAGCAGCAGCAGCAACAAAAUGCAUUGGCGCAAUCCAAGGGCCUUGAGGCAGCAAACUACCAGAACCAAGCUCUUUAUGCGCGUCUCGGUGGCAACAUGGCAGUGCCAGCACCGAUUGCCGGCGCCGGCGGCAUGGCGAAUAUGCAUUCCAACGUUAAUGGCGGCCAGGCCGUGGCCAAUGCUGAAAACGAGACGCUGUACCAGCUGAUGGUUGAGUUGUUUUCUGCGACAAAUCGGGAGCAGGCACUUGCUGAGCUGAGCCGGAGACGCGACCAGAAUCCUGACCUGGGAAUAGCUCUGUGGAACGCGUAUGGUGUGAUGACAAUACUUUAUCAGGAGAUCAUAGCCAUCUACCCUCUGCUCAACCCGCCGGCGCUAACCAUGCCCGUGUCUAACCGCGCAUGUAAUUCCCUGGCGCUGCUUCAGCUGGUAGCGACUCACGAACACACGCGUAUGCAGUUGCUCAAGGCCAAUGUGCCCCAGCUCUUGUAUCCAUUCCUCAGCACGACAAACAAGGCCAAGCAGUACGACAACCUGCGACUGACAAGCCUGGGCGUUAUUGGCGCAUUGGUCAAAUACGACAACCGUGAGGUGAUCCGAUUCUUUGUGCUCACCGAGUUCCUACCUCUGUGUCUUAAGAUCAUGGACAUUGGCAGCGAGCUGUGCAAGGUCGUUGCCACAUUUAUAUUCCAAAAGAUUAUUCUGGACGAAGGCGGCUUCCAGUAUGUGACAUCGCAUCCCAGGCGACUACACACGGUGCUGGUUAUUCUCAACAAUGUCAUCAACCAGAUGGUAGCCGCGCCCUCGGGCCGCUUACUAAAAAGCGUGACAAAAUGUCUGAUCUGUCUGGCAGACAAUGAAGAUGCAAAGGAAGAGAUGCGCGAGGGUAUAUUGGAGCACUUGCGGGACUCGACAUUCGCCCAGGUGCUUGCCGAGGAUGUCUCGUACAGGCGGCUGGUCUACCAGCUGAUGGCCAAGCUAACAUAGCAGGAUUCAACGAAAGCAGGCCUGGCGACAUGUGGGCCCGAAGCUCCGCAUUUUUGCACUGAACAACCCUUGUACAACUCGUGCCAAAAAUAUAUUCAAGUCUCCAAAUUGAUAUUUUUAACUUCUAUUUUACUCCUUUCAAUUAAAGUGUACAAUUUUCAACAAUUAAAUUUUUCUAUCAUUUUC
Messenger RNA from Kickxella alabastrina, 1557 nucleotides. Its product is annotated as cell differentiation family, Rcd1-like-domain-containing protein. The transcript has a single exon. NCBI's taxonomy places the organism in Eukaryota, Fungi, Kickxellomycota, Kickxellomycetes, Kickxellales, Kickxellaceae. Bases 310 to 1371 code for a protein of 353 amino acids. The record is from RefSeq and is a predicted model, not a curated record. Gene Ontology annotation, cellular component: CCR4-NOT core complex; CCR4-NOT complex; P-body. Gene Ontology annotation, biological process: mRNA catabolic process; negative regulation of translation.